Messenger RNA from Hippocampus comes (tiger tail seahorse), 1726 nucleotides. RefSeq names its product glucosidase, beta, acid 3 (gene gba3). Gene Ontology annotation, biological process: glycosylceramide catabolic process; carbohydrate metabolic process. The coding region runs from base 267 to 1676 and encodes 469 amino acids. The transcript is spliced from 6 exons. The record is from RefSeq and is a predicted model, not a curated record. Lineage: Eukaryota; Metazoa; Chordata; Actinopteri; Syngnathiformes; Syngnathidae. Gene Ontology annotation, molecular function: glycosylceramidase activity; beta-galactosidase activity. Gene Ontology annotation, cellular component: cytosol.
AUCUUUACAAUGAUUAGAGUACUUUGCAGCUGAUGUCACGUUACACUUCUACCACUAUGCCAUACAUGGCGCUAAAAGGAGAAGAAAUAAAUAGUGAUUUUUAGGAAUUUCUGCGUUCAAAAGGCACGCUGGAAACACUUCCGGGUUGUUCGCUUCUCGAAUUGGCUCCGACUGUAGCUUUUUACGCAAAGGUAAUACAACUACAGCUAAUUGUAGUCACUAAGAAGCAUUCGAGCCACUACAGUCUUUCACCGACCUGCAAAAACAUGUUUCCACGUAACUUUGCAUGGGGAGCCGCGACUGCAGCAUAUCAAAUUGAAGGGGGUUGGCAGGCGGACGGCAAGGGUCCAAGCAUCUGGGACACAUUUUGUCAUGAGGAAGGUCGCGUGUGCGGGGCGCAGACGGGUGAUGUGACCUGCAACAGCUAUGAAUUGUGGGAAAAAGACCUGAAAUGUAUCCAGCAACUUGGACUGACGCACUACCGCUUUUCUCUCUCCUGGGCCCGCCUCCUUCCUGAUGGGACCACAAGAAAUGUCAAUCAAAAAGGUGUCCAGUACUACAACAAGGUGAUAGAUGACUUACUCUCAUGUGACAUGUCCCCUAUGGUCACCCUCUACCACUUCGACCUGCCUCAGGCACUCCAGGAGCGCGGAGGCUGGAAAGCGUCGGCCAUCGCCGCCCUCUUUGACGGCUACGCUCGCUUUUGUUUCCAAACGUUCGGGGACCGUGUCAAACUCUGGCUCACCCUCAACGAGCCGUACGUGUGCGCCAAGCUCGGCCAUGAGGACGGCGUCCACGCGCCGGGCCUGAAAGAAGCGGGAACUACGGCCUACGUGGUGGCUCACAACAUGUUACGUGCCCACGUCAUGGCUUGGCACAGCUACAACUCGCUCUACAGGCCAAAGCAGGGUGGUGCGGUGUCCCUGGCCCUCUGCAGCGACUGGUUCGAGCCGUUGUGUCCCGAGAACGCCUCAGAUGUCGCCGCUUCCGAUCGUGCCCUGGCGUUCAAUUUAGGAUGGUUCGCAUGGCCCCUCUUCGUCACCGGGGAUUACCCGGACGUGAUGAGGGUGGCCAUCGAUGCUCAAAGCAGGAAGAUGGACUACAACGGCGACCCGCGACUUCCCGCCUUCUCCGAGGAUGAGCCGUCCGCGUUAGGCACGGCAGACUUCUUUGCCUUGAACUAUUACACAUCCCGGAAGGUCAAACACGGAUGCGUCGGCGAGCGGCGGAUGUGCAUAAAGUGCGACCGGGACACGGAGGACAUUUUGGAUCCCAGUUGGAGCAUUUGUGGCACGCCCUGGUUGGCUGUGGUGCCGUGUGGCUUGCGGAAGCUCCUCAACUACAUCAAGGACACAUUUGGUGACCCAGUGGUCUACAUCACAGAAAAUGGCUUCUGUCAGGCAGGGCCGUUGGUGAUGGAGGAUGCUCAGCGUGGCGAGUUUUACAGGGAAACUAUCCAGGAAGUGGAAAAAGCUGUCAGAGAAGAUGGGGUCAACGUCCGCGGAUACUUUGCCUGGUCGCUUCUAGACAACUUCGAGUGGGCCGACGGAUUCGAUCUUCGCUUCGGGUUGUUCCACGUGGACUUUUCUGACGCCGAGAGGAGGCGAACGAUAUACCGCUCCGGGUUGGAGUAUGCGCAGAUCAUCUCAAAAUACAAAGCUGAGCACUACAAAUGAGGUCAUAUUCUUCCGUCCAUCCAUUUUUUUUUAACCUGUCACUUGAAGGC